Molecule: messenger RNA, 2619 nt
Organism: Clonostachys rhizophaga
Lineage: Eukaryota; Fungi; Ascomycota; Sordariomycetes; Hypocreales; Bionectriaceae
Source: the annotation of a GenBank genome assembly
AUGAGCGAUGGGCGGCGGAGCGUGAGCCGGGAGAGGUCGUUUCAGGAGCUGAAGAGGAAGAGUGAUGCCUCGCUGGGGGUGGGAUCGGAGGGCGUGGAUGCGGACAGGCUGUCGGCCAGCAACGCGUUUGGCCUGCAGAAUGUCUGGGAGCCGCCGCCGCUUGCUGCUGAACGUUCGACCGACCGCGUGUCGCUGAAUGGGAAGGUGGCUGGUCUGGAUCAUAAACCAGAGCCGUCAAUUGCUCCCUCGGUUGGAAUAGCAGCUGGUUCUCCAGGGGUCACUGCAGUUUCGGCGUCGGAGUCUCCAAGUGUUUUGUCUGAGGAGUCGUCAAUAACCUCUGAGGCCCAAUCGAUAUCUCGACCAGAAUCGCCAGUUGGCCUUCCCCCUGGGCCGGCCAUUCCAGGUGGUGCUGAUGAUGAGGACCUGGAUCAGAAACGCAAAGUGUCUACUAAGGUUCAAGGCCUGGUUGAUAUGUAUGAUGGGAUAUCUCGAAGUGCAUCUCAAAACGCAUCUCCUAAUAUCGGGGCUACUUCACCAAGGACACCUACGGGGAUUUCGAUGACAGCGUUAUUAUCAAGACCUGAAUUACAGGUUGAUGAUCAAGACUCAGAUGUACCGUCUGAGAAAGAUGCUACGCAAGCUGAUGAAGAGGUCCAUCCAACGGAGGGUAGCGACGCCCCCGAACCUCCCAGCCAUACGAAUACAGACGCAGAUGCUACAUUAUCAAGUUCUAUACCUGCUUCUCAAAGAAAACAACACUCAAGGGUCCAUUCUAUCGACUUUCAUGUUGACAUGUCCAACCUUGAUGAUUUAUUCCCCACCACACCCCCUAUCACAGUUGAUCCAGAGGAGGUUCCAGACGUUAUUAUCAAAGACUCUUUUACGUCAAUAUCCGAACGCAAAACCUGGUAUCGGAUCUCACGAUUAGGCGCAAUGCGAAUGCACCAACUGGGCGACGAGGAAAACUAUGUGCGUGUGGAUUGGAAGCGUUCUGCUGCUCGCCAGGACACACUAAAGAUCGUUCGUCGGUGGAUGGAGGAAGAGUCUGGCGGACGUCCUACACUUGGCCGGAAGGUGGGUGCCAUUGGUGGAUCUGUCUUCAACUGGAACUCUUCUGCGCCGCCUGUGGAAAUUGGCGAGCUUCUUCGUAAGAGGGGUGGACAUUCGAAGGCGGGCUCGAGCGCUUCACGGGCAUCAGGUAUUCUAUCUCCGGCAACAGCUGAAUUCAGCUGGGCCACGCCGCCAGUCUCUCCAGGCAUAUCAAACCGCCCACCAUCACAAGCUGCGCGGACGAGUGAAUCAAGAGCCCGCGCCAGCGCUUCAUCUCGACCACAAUCAAUGGUCUUACCACGAGCAGCACCGCCACCAUCAUCACCGGAAACGCAGACGAGUGAAUCAGGGCCCGGGACUGGUGCUUCGACUCGACCGCAAUCGAUGGUCUUGCCGCGUGCACCACCGCCACCUUCUGAUCCUUCGGCAGAGUUUAUCGAGCCGCCGAAGAUUCAACCCGUUCCUAUCAUCACCAGGUCUGUUGAUGUUGCGGCUCGGCCAUCUAUAGACCAGACUCUGUCUAAACCCGUCCCUACACCGAUCGUAGUGAAUGGAUCCAGGGGUUCGUUUUCAGAUGACAAAGAUGCUAGUGAUGACGAAGACGAAGAUGACGAGGAGGAGGAUGAUUGGGGAGAAAUGGUAACCUCACCUACUGCUGAAACAAGCCCGUGGCCGUCGAGUGGGCCCACUCAUGUUUGGCCUGCAGAACCUGUGAAAAUCUCAACCGAUAUAAAAGCGACGAAGGAUCCCUCAGAGGAUACCUCCUUGGAAAAGAGCAAAGAUGAAAUCAUCAGUCCCGGGUGGCCUACAGUUGUGUCUGCUCAGACUUGGCCUGUGGCAGAUGCUAAACUCUCCACCAAUAUAGGAGAAGAUGCUAUGAAACUGUUGGAGGGCGUAUCCCCAGACAUAAGCAGGGACGAAAUUGUUAGCCCUGGAUGGCCUACUGUUGGGGCCACCAUCACUUGGCCCGUGGCAGCAGUAAAGAUCUCAACCAACAUUGAAGCGCCAAAGAAACUUCCAGAGGACACAUCAGCGGAUAAGAGCAAAGAUGAAAUAAUCAGCCCCGGAGUGUGGCCUACAGUUGUGCCCAACCACACUUGGUCUGUCCCAGACGUCAAGAUCAACAUCUCGACCAACGUCGAAGAGACAAAGGCACUACCAGACAAUACAUCGCCAGACGAGAGCAAACAUGAAAUAGUAAGCCCAGGAGUGUGGCCUAUGCCAUCACAACAAGACGAAGACCCUGCUCCUGCAACCUUUGGCGAUAUGGGGCUACAACCAACUGGGACAGGAAUGGUCGCUCCUCAGCACCCGCUCUCUGUACCAAAACAAAAACCAAAGCCGCGGCCUUUGGCAUCAUUAGACUCAGCUCUCGCUUGGACCGGAGAGCCUUUGAACUCUCCGGCGCUGUCACCUCUAUUAAUGGAAUCGCCUCCACCCCCGCCUCCUCCCAAAUCACCGAGGAGCUUCGCUGCGACGGGGCCCAACCAGGCCCUGUUCGCUGGUGAAGAGGAAACGGCUACGAGCAUUUUAGGAAACCUCCCAGAUCUGUCAUACAUGCUGAGAUGA